Messenger RNA from Diaporthe amygdali, 282 nucleotides. RefSeq lists its product as uncharacterized. Lineage: Eukaryota; Fungi; Ascomycota; Sordariomycetes; Diaporthales; Diaporthaceae. The transcript is spliced from 2 exons. The record is from RefSeq and is a predicted model, not a curated record. The coding region runs from base 1 to 282 and encodes 93 amino acids.
AUGCCGGGGUUUGAUGCCGGGAAGCUGAAGUCCUCAGCAGAUUGUCUUGAGGUCAACAAGGGCUAUAGUCCAGAGAACAACCCAAAGGUCCGUGUGAAGACGCUUCCGUGGGAUACGACGGUUCUCGGUUAUGCCCAACACACAAGCAUCGACACGGCAUCUGAGCCCAUUGUCGCAAAUUGCAAAGCGUUCCUGGUGAAGCGCGACUUGAUACUUCCCACAAUUGAUAAGUACAGCAAAUUCUACAGCAUUCCCGACCAGACCACGAUAGUCAGGUUUUGA